AUGUUGGGCUCUCCGGCAGACGGCGCCGCUUUGGUGACGGUCGCCCUGAAGAAGCAGCAAGUCUGCAGAGAAAACAGACGUCAAACGAGGCGUUUUGCGACUUGUCUCGCGGCUGGUGUGUGCGUUGUUUCCCUCAUUGCACUUUCCGUCUUUGCGGCAGCCGCCCCGGCCACACCCCCACCGGCGGUAAAGGAACUGACGGACGCAAGCUUCGAGCAUGACACGCAAGCAUCUACGGGAGCCACCACAGGCCACUGGUUUGUCAAGUUCUAUGCCCCGUGGUGCGGCCACUGCAAGGCGAUGGCGAACGCGUGGGAGGACUUGGCCAAAGAGCUGAGCGGAAAAAUUAACGUGGCGAAACUCGAUGCAACAAGCAACAGCAUCACUGCCAAACGCUUCAAGAUUCAGGGAUUCCCCACCCUCUAUUACCUCGCCAAUGGAAAGAUGUACGAGUACCGCGGUGAACGCAGCGUGGAGAAGCUGAAGGCUUUCGCCGAGGGCGGCUGGAAAUCUGUUGAAGGCGAGACGAUCCCCUCUCCCCUUACAACUCUCGACGUUCUGAAGGAUGAACUGAUUUCGGCUUUCCUGCAACUGCAAGGGAUCGUCUACCACGCGCCUUUGCCAUUCUUCCUUCUGUUCUUCAUCGGCAUGUUCUCCGGUAUCCUCUUGACAUGCCUCUGCAACCUGUGCUGCUCCAAGAAGGAACAGAAACGCAGUGCUGUCGCUUCGAGAAGCAUAAAGAAGAAGGACUAA
Molecule: messenger RNA, 753 nt
Organism: Neospora caninum
Lineage: Eukaryota; Apicomplexa; Conoidasida; Eucoccidiorida; Sarcocystidae
Product: putative thioredoxin
Exons: 4
Coding region: 1-753 (250 amino acids)
Source: RefSeq, a predicted model, not a curated record